GGUAAGAAGAACUUCAAAAUGACAAGGAUACAAAUGUAUCUGGCAAUUUUUCUGACAAUGUUACCAUUGGUAACUGCUUCACCAAUACACUCUUUGACACGUGACAAUGUCGCUAAACAUAACAAGAACCAUCUCAAGGUUGUGCAAUACCUUGGGCGAUACGGUCAUCUAGAUGAUAAACCUGACGCGAGAAGUCUUAUCCAUUCUCAAAGAAACAAACAGUUUAUGGCAGACGAGACAAAACCAAAACUUGAUGUUUUCCAUCCUUAUACUGAUGACGAGAUCACAAAUGGAAUUAAAAGUUUCCAAAUUUCGUUUGGCUUAAAAAUUUCAGGUGAAUUAAAUGAAGAAACAAUGAAAGUGAUGGAGUCUCCAAGAUGUGGAUUUUCCGACAAAGGCGCCAACAACGCGUUUCGAAUGACAAUUCACGUUCAUCGCAGAAAACGAUAUUCUAUAAAACAUAAACUCCCAAACGGUCAAAUGAAAGAAUUUAAGUGGAACAAAAAAAAAAUAACGUGGAAUAUCUUGAUCUAUUACAAACAUUUAACAAAUAAAAUACAAGAUGAAACUUUGGAAAAAGCAUUUAAAUUAUGGGAGUAUUCAACACCUUUACUAUUCACUAAAACAUCUAGCAAAGUUCCUGAUAUAAGGAUUGAGUUUGCACCUGCUGUUCAUGGUGACAAGUUCAAUUUCGAUGGCCCAGGAGGUGUGUUAGCCCAUGCAUAUCCUCCAGUUAACCAUAACAUAGCUGGUGAUAUCCAUUUUGAUGCAAGUGAAAAAUGGGAUAAAGAUUAUGAUUUAUUUUCUGUCGCUCUUCAUGAGAUUGGACAUAGCAUUGGUUUGGCUCAUUCCAGUAUUCCACCCAGUAUAAUGUACGGUACUUAUAAAAAGAAACCUGGACUUCAUUGGGAUGACAGAGAUGGGAUAAAUGCACUCUACGGUCCGUGUAAGACGAAGCUUGAUGCGGCUAUAUAUCUUUGGGGUGACGUUUAUUUCUUACGCAAAGAUCUGAUUUGGAAAAUAGACGAAUUUGAUAUGCAAAAUAGCUAUGAUACAGGAUAUCCUAAAAAGAUUAAAGAUGAAUUCAUUUCCACAAUGCCAAAUGAUGUUGACGCUGCACUUGUAUGGUCUGACCAUUUUCUUUACGUUCUUAAAGGUUCUCGCUCAUAUGGAUAUGACAGGUUUGCAAAAAACUUGAAAUAUGACAGUGCUAUUUCCUAUGAUUGGCCUAAAAUACCUAACAGCCCAAACGCAAGCCUGUGCUACACAGACGACAAAAUAACUUGGUUCUUCAAAGGAGAUUCCUGUUGGAAAAUGAAUGAUUGGAAUUUGAACGUUUUCCAAGGGUAUCCUAAAAAAAUCACGGAUGUAUGGCAAGGUGUUCCCGACAAUAUUGACGCGGCAUAUUAUUCAUCUUGGUCCAAGGAAACAUAUUUCUUUAAAGGCACCGAGUAUUGGGUGGUUGACAAUAGGAAAUAUAAGCAAGAACCGUACAAAGCUUACCCAGGAGGUCAAAUCCAUAAAAAAUGGAAAGGCGUUUGUUCAGAGAAAUACUGAAAUCAACUCUAAUUUUUCGUACGAAGACAUUCAGCCUUCUCUGUUGGGGCCGUGGUGACCAGGAGGGGGUUGGGGUGUCUUUGUCCACCUCAUAAACUUCAAAAUAACUUGCAUUGUAAUCUUAUA
Molecule: messenger RNA, 1683 nt
Organism: Dendronephthya gigantea
Lineage: Eukaryota; Metazoa; Cnidaria; Anthozoa; Malacalcyonacea; Nephtheidae
Product: collagenase 3-like
Exons: 5
Coding region: 19-1557 (512 amino acids)
Biological process (GO): proteolysis; collagen catabolic process; extracellular matrix organization
Cellular component (GO): extracellular matrix
Molecular function (GO): zinc ion binding; metalloendopeptidase activity
Source: RefSeq, a predicted model, not a curated record